CCCCUCCUGACGCGCUUCAGAAUAACAAAACAGCCAAUGCUUAAAAUAAACAGGGACAGCUGUAAGUCGACAUACAUACCUUCUUUACUACAUCAAACAUGGAUGACUUACUGGACUUGGAUUGGACCAAACAGUCCGGCAAUAACACAAAUGGUCAGACAGCCUCGUCAAAUGGCUCAAAACCAUACAAUGGGUCUAAAAUAAACACCGGAAAGGGCGGAGGAAUGGCAUCUUACAACUUUGAAGCACUCACACGAUCGAUGCCUUCAGGUGGAAAUGCUAUAAGGCCUCAACAGCAACAGCAGACAAACGCUUCCAAAGCCACUACACAAUCGAAGUCUGGAAACGAUGCAUUCUCAUCAUUGUUGGGCUUCGAUAGCUCGAGUGCAAAUACGAAUAAUGCUACAAUGACAAUGGCAGAAAGGAUGAAACAUAACAACGGACAGCCUUCAAUAUAUCAAGCACAAAGGAAACAGUCACCACUCCCUACAGCUAGUACACAAAAGGCUGAUGCAGCUUGGGAUGGACUCGAUGAUUUCAUGUCCGGAAGUAGCAGUAGCACUACACAAAGACGUACAAAUCCACAACCAGCACAAGUCGCAGCUGCAAAUACCGCCAAAGAAGAUGAUCUAUGGAAUUUCGGUGGUGCAUCCUCAAAUAGGCAACAGUCUACUGUUAAGUCCACCACAAACCAGAGAAGCUCGCCUAUAGUCCCGGCUGCGAAGAAACCUGCCUCGAAAGAUCCUUUCGACUUUUCAGAAUUCGAAGACCCGGCAGAUUUUCAGAGUUCGGCUUUGGGCGGGGGUGGAGAUGUUGAACAGUCGGGAAGAAGGCCUGCACAGGCUAAAAACGGACAUGCAGACAACUCCCGGACCAGGAGAGGAAAGGCCUCUCUAUUAGGCGAUAGCAGCCUCGAAGAGGAUAGUAUCUUGGGAUCUUUAGGUCGACCUGCAAAACCUCUUUCGUCUACCUUCGAUGAUGCCUUUGGAGAUGAGGAAGCUCCAAAACUGACUCAAUCCCGGAAAGCUGGCACUUCCUCACCUCCUCCUCACGUUAUCGGUCAGGUUGUCGAAAUGGGCUUCUCACCUCAGCAAGCGCGUGAUGCACUCUCACAAACUCCAGGUGGACAAAAUGUACAAGCAGCUUUGGAGAUCCUACUGCAAGGCUCUCGAGGUCAACCAGGACGGGGCACUCCGAACGCAGAUAGGGAUACUGAGGAGGAGCGGGAUCGUAAAUUCGCUGAAAGGCUGCAAAGGGAAGAGCAAUUACGUCAAUCUGGUCGAUCAAGGGAUGAUGAUGAUGCCGGAUUCUCGAGGCGAAGACAGGGUGAGAAUGAAAGUUCUAGAUCGGAAACACCGGUUGAUUGGCAGAAGCAGGCAGAUCAAUUAUACGCUCAAGCUUCGGUAUUGGGAGCCAAUAUGUUCAGCAAAGCGAACGCACUUUGGUCUACAGCCAAAACCCAGGCUCAGAGGGCAUUAGACGAACACAACGGUGGGAGUGGAGCAGGAUCGGCCACUGGCAGCGGGCGUUCCAGUCCAGCAGCAGGAAGUGAUCGUGCGCGUAGUCGAAGAUGGGCAGUUCCUUCACGAGAUGGAGGCCAGCGGAAAGAAUGGCAAGGAAAGCCAAAGUGGAUGGUAGAUGCUGAGAAUGAAGACCAAGAUGCACCGGGUGUAGAGCGAACAGUUCAAGAAGAUGGAAAGAGAGAGCAUAGGAAGGGAAGCAGCUUCAGAGAUGACUUUGAUGGCGAGGAGGAUCAUGCGCCACCAUUCUUCGACCGAAGCCAAGCUGCGAAGGAUAAAGCAAGAGUGGUAGAAGAGCAACGUGCGUCUCCCAGAACACAACCACCUGCUGCUGACCUCUGGGGUAGCUCGAAUGGGGCAACGUCGCAGCAACGAAAGACAAGUCCUGCUGAGGUACCACAAGCCACCAAAAAGAACACCACGCCUAGUUGGAUGUCAGGUAAUCGCUCUUCAACGCCCCAGAAUGGCACAAAAGUCAAGGAAGCCGUUGCGAAGCGUCAAAGGCAACUAAUAGCAGAUGAGGCAGGUGCUAUUCAGACUGCUUCCAGACACAAACAGCGGGGCAAUGAAUUAUUCAAAAGAGGUGCUUAUGGAGAAGCAGAAGUUGCUUAUGGUGCUGCACUGAGUGCCUUAGAUGCUAAUCCACGUUCUAUUAGACGAGUCGUUUUGCUCAACAAUCGUGCGAACGCUAGACUCAAGAAUGGAGAUGCAAAAGGUGCUUUGGAUGAUACACUUGCAAUCUUACAUUUGAUCGUUGUGGAGGAAGGUAAAAAAUCUUCACCUUUCUUACUUUUCCGUCCCUCAGAAGAAGUACCAUUGCCUCUGCCUGAGUAUGCAGAAGUGAAUUUGCGAGAGGGCUACGCAAAGGCUUUAUUGCGAAGAGCACAAGCAGAAGAAAUGCUGGAGAGAUGGGAUCCGGCUUUGAGUGUUUGGUCUUUGCUGGAAAAGUACGAACGUGAAGAAGGAAGUGGAGCGAACGGAGUUUCAAACAUGCGUGCUGCUAAAGAGGGAAAAGGUCGAUGUGAUAAGAUGUUGAAAGGUGGUGAUGUUAAUGGAACAAUUGCCCAAGGACCCAAACCUGUCAACAAUGCUCGCGUUAGGGCUGCUGCUGCCAGUGCUGUUGCCAAAGCAGAAGCGAAAGUCAAGGAACGUUUGCGGGCUGAAAAUGCAGCCACAGCUCAAGAAGAAGCAACAAAAGAUUCUUUGCGUGAUUCAGUUGAUGGACGGAUCUUAGCUUGGAAAAAUGGAAAGGAGAACAACGUUCGUGCUCUUCUUGCAAGCUUGCAUGAAGUUGUUUGGCCAGGUUUAGGAUGGAAAAAGGUGGGAAUGCACGAAUUAGUGAUGGACAAUCAAGUCAAAAAGGUGUAUAUGCGUGCAAUUGGUCGUUUGCAUCCGGAUAAAUUGACCCCAAAAUCCAACACGAUCGAAGAGCGAAUGCUUGGUGGAGCUGUAUUUUCUGUUCUGAAUGAUGCCUGGUCUGCAAGUCAAUCCACAUAGAUAUGUAUACUCUCUAGAUACUAUAAUUCAAUCAAAUGCGUUGAGCAUAAAUGCUUUUGUCGAAUAGGCUAUUGAUACAAGGGUGUGAUUGUGGUGGUGUACAUCGAGUGGAAUUUGCUGACGAUUUACGAUGAUGGUUCUGCUUUUCCUUCUUCUCCAUCGUUCAAUUCGCGUAACCAAAGAACGUUGUUGCAUCUGAUGAAAACUUCUCCCAACAUUCCGUUUGAUUUUCCAUCAACGAAUUCUUCUGUGUUUGCUAGUUGUAGAUUCAUAUAAUUAUCUGUACUGACCAAGAAACCUUUGUAUUCCAUUC
Molecule: messenger RNA, 3330 nt
Organism: Meira miltonrushii
Lineage: Eukaryota; Fungi; Basidiomycota; Exobasidiomycetes; Exobasidiales; Brachybasidiaceae
Exons: 1
Coding region: 99-3017 (972 amino acids)
Biological process (GO): clathrin-dependent endocytosis; clathrin coat disassembly
Cellular component (GO): vesicle; intracellular membrane-bounded organelle; cytoplasm
Molecular function (GO): clathrin binding
Source: RefSeq, a predicted model, not a curated record